This is a messenger RNA of Miscanthus lutarioriparius, 2748 nucleotides long. NCBI's taxonomy places the organism in Eukaryota, Viridiplantae, Streptophyta, Magnoliopsida, Poales, Poaceae. The record is from the annotation of a GenBank genome assembly.
AUGGCGCGAGCUCGGCCGGCAUUAGCCAUGUCCGCGGCGGCGGAGUCGUCGCUGCUGCUGCUGCUGUGCGCGGCGGCGUUCGUGGAGCGCGGCGCGGCGCUGCACCUGUGCACGGACCGCCUCUUCAACUUCACGCAGGGGCGGCACAACGACGGCCUGCCGCACCUCACCCCGACGGAGGAGGCCACGUGGAUGGCGCUCCUCCCGCGCAGGCUCCGCGGCGGCGCCCGGGCCGAGUUCGACUGGCUGGCGCUCUACCGCAGCCUCACGCGGGGCGGCGGGCCGGACUACGGCGCCGGCAAGCCGGGCCCGGGGGACCUGCUGACGCCGGCGUCCCUGCACGACGUCCGCCUCCACGGCGGCGACGACGACCACCUCGCCGCCGGCUCGUCCUCCUCCAUGUACUGGCAGGCGCAGCAGACCAACCUCGAGUACCUGCUCUACCUCGACCCCGACCGCCUCACCUGGACCUUCCGCCAGCAGGCUGGCCUGCCCACCGUCGGGGAUCCCUACGGCGGCUGGGAGGCGCCGGACGGCCAGCUCCGUGGCCAUUUCACAGGGCACUACCUGAGCGCGAGCGCGCACAUGUGGGCGGCCACGCACAACAGCACCCUCAGGGAGAGGAUGACGAGGGUGGUGGACAUUCUCUACGACUGCCAGAAGAAGAUGGGCACGGGAUACCUCUCGGCGUAUCCCGAGACCAUGUUCGACUUGUACGAGCAGCUGGACGAGGCGUGGUCACCAUACUACACCAUCCACAAGAUUAUGCAGGGACUUCUCGAUCAGUAUAUGUUGGCCAGUAACAAGAAAGGUCUUGACGUGGUGGUGUGGAUGACUGACUACUUCAGCAACCGUGUGAAGAAUCUGAUACAGAAUUACACUAUUCAGAGGCAUUGGGAGGCAAUGAACGAGGAGACCGGUGGAUUCAACGACGUCAUGUAUCAGCUGUAUACAAUAACGAAAGAACAGAAACAUCUGACAAUGGCUCAUCUUUUCGACAAACCAUGCUUCCUUGGACCUCUUGGUCUUCAUAAAGAUGGCAUAUCGGGCUUGCAUGUAAAUACGCAUCUCCCUGUCGUCAUUGGUGCACAGAAGAGAUAUGAGGUCGUUGGUGAUCAUCUUUACAAGGACAUCUCAACCUACUUGUUUGAUGUGGUAAAUUCUUCUCAUACAUUCGCAACUGGAGGUACAUCUACCAUGGAACACUGGCAUGACCCAAAGCGGCUGGUGGACGAGAUCAAAAUCAGCUCGAACGAGGAGACCUGCGCCACCUACAACUUCCUCAAGGUGUCACGGAACCUGUUCCGGUGGACAAAGGAGGCCAAGUAUGCAGACCACUACGAACGGCUGCUCAUCAAUGGGAUCAUGGGCAACCAGAGGGGAACACAGCCUGGUGUCAUGCUCUACUUUCUUCCCAUGGGGCCUGGGCGAUCCAAGAGUGUCAGUGGUCGGCCCCCCUCUGGCCUUCCGCCGAAGAAUCCAGGGGGAUGGGGAGGUCCGAACGACACGUUUUGGUGCUGCUAUGGCACUGGGAUAGAAUCAUUCUCAAAGCUUGGGGAUUCCAUAUAUUUCCUGGAGAAUGGUGAAUUGCCAGGGCUCUACAUCAUCCAGUACAUCCCGAGCACCUUCGAUUGGAAAGCCACAGGCCUCACUGUCAAUCAGCAGGCCAAACCUCUGUUGUCAACGGACCCCUUUUUCAAAGUUUCGCUCACCAUUGCUGCGAAGGGAGAUGCCCAACUAGCAAAGGUGAGUGUCAGGAUCCCGUCAUGGACAUCAACUGAUGGCACAAUGGCAAUUCUGAAUGGCCAGAAGCUCUACCUGACAUCCACUGGCAACUCGACCGAUGGUGGUUUCCUGACGGUGACCAAGCUCUGGGCCGAUGAUACCUUGACUCUCCAAUUCCCCAUUACCCUUAGAACUGAGGCAAUCAAAGAUGACCGGUCGGAGUACGGGUCCAUCCAAGCGGUGCUGUUCGGGCCGCACCUCCUCGCCGGCCUGACGCACGGCAAGGUGCCAGUGACAGACAGUAACCACUCCAACGACGGCCUGACCCGGAGCAUCUGGGAAGUGAACGCCACAAACGCCGCCUCCGUAGCCGACUGGAUCACUCCGCUCCCCUCCGAGACGCUCAACUCACAGCUCGUCACGCUGACGCAGAGCGCCGGCGGACGGACCCUCGUUCUGUCGGUGUCGAUCGCCGACGCGAAGCUGGAGAUGCAGGAGCAGCCCGCCCCAGGGACCGACGCGUGCGUGCACGCCACGUUCCGCGUCUACGGCCAGGCGGGCAGCAGCAGCAGCGAGAUGCUGCAACUGCAAGGGCCGAACGUGACGAUCGAGCCGUUCGACAGACCGGGCAUGGCGGUCACCAACGGCCUCCUCGCCGUCGGCCGCCCUGGAGGCCGCGACACGCUCUUCAACGCCGUGCCGGGGCUGGACGGCGCGCCGGGCUCGGUGUCCCUGGAGCUCGCCACCAGGCUGGGGUGCUUCGUGACGACGGCGGCGGCGGCCCCCCGCAGCGGGCGCGGGCGCGGGCGCGAACGCCGCCACGCAGGUCGUCUGCCCGGGCAACAACGACGGCGGCAGCGCGAGCGACGAGGAGGCGGCGUUCCGGCGCGCGGCGAGCUUCGCGCGCGCGGCGCCGCUGAGGCGGUACCACCCGCUGAGCUUCGCGGCGCGCGGGACGGCGCGGAACUUCCUGCUGGAGCCGCUGCGGAGCCUGCAGGACGAGUUCUACACCGUCUACUUUAG